UAUCAACGAUUCUUCACCACUAGAGGGUGGAAUAAUGUAAAAUGUGAAUAGAAAAAAAAUGAAGUAGAAAGUAGGUAUUGAAAAGUGAAGGGUGAUGCACGACAAAGCAUCGCCUUUUCUUUGUGUGCGGCGGUGAGCGCGGAAAACGUCUUCGCAACGAAUCAUGUAACACAGAGAAGUUACUGUUACGGUCGACAAACAAGAUGAGGACGUCUGUUGGAAGCUAUGCAACUGGAUGCGUGAGCGCGUGUGUAAACAGUUCUGGUGAAGUUCACAGCCGUCUGCUCAAUGGAAAGAGGAGACGCGACUACAUUCCAAACAGGCGGACGAAUGUGCGGCAUUUAACAUUUGGAGUCCUUUUAUAAAAAGCUUCAGCCCACUCAAAUCCGCAGAAGCCGCAAAAGGAAGGCAAAAUGGAUGCUGAUGAACCAGGCGACAAGUCCCAAGAAUGCGCGAUGAUUAGGAGCAGCAGCUUCUUUAAGCUGAUUGAUGCGUUUGCGCUGGAGAUUGGGGAGUUAAAAAAGGAGAUGGUUCUUCCCUCACCUACAGUGGACCAGGAGCCAGUUGACAUAGGGCCAGGGAGGAAGAUGAGUAGUGAAGCGUGUGGUAUUUACCAGGGGGCCCCCCAACAUGACAGUGUGAGGUGUGAGAGGGAUUAUGGAUAUGACUCAUUACGGAGGAAGAUGAGUGUAUUGGACAGACUCACGCAAACCCACCCUGUGUGGCUACUGCUGACAGUCAGUGAAGAGGAGGCAACACAAAUACUUCUGAAACAGCCACCAGGGGUUUUCUUGGUACGGAAGUCAGUCCCACUGCAGAGGAAGGUUCUCUCUGUGCGCCUGAAAGGGAAUCAGUUGGCAAACUCUAUCGGUCACUUCCCGGUCAGAGAGAGCCAGUAUACAUUUUCUCUGGAUGGAAGUGGGAUCAGCUUUGCAGACCUUUUCCGUCUGGUGGCUUUCUACUGCAUAAGCAGGGACGUGUUGUCCUUCCCUCUCAAGCUCCCAGAAGCCAUUGCAUCUGCGAAGACACAAAAGGAUCUGGAAGAGGUGGCUCAACUUGGACCAGGCUUUUGGGACUCUGCCCUGUGCAGCCAGCGCCCUAGCUCCCAGCCUCCCUGUCGCCCUUCGAGCCGUACUCUCAGCCCCCAAAGGAGCAGCAGGACCAAGGAGGACGAGGGGUUGCGACCAAGUCACACCGGGCCCCACUGUGACAGCGCACCACCAACAUUAUGUCACCGGGCUCCUUCCUGUCGAAGUGAGAGAAGACAUUCCAGUGCUACUCUCUGCUUUGUCAGCCCUCUAUUUUUCCAGACACGCCAGCACCACCACCAUCGUGAGCCAUCGUCACAUGAGACUAGAAACGUGUCUAUGACACCGACAAGUGGCGACCAAGCCAGUGGCCAGAUCCCUGACGAGAAAGUAAAACGCAAGUCACACCCCCCUCCUCGACCACCUCCCCCUCGCUUAAUGCAGCGCAGGCGACCAGCCCCACCUCCACCUGGACCUCCAGCACUUACAACCAGACCCAAGAGCAUGCCAGUGGCUAUUCCCCUAGCCCCAAGGCAACAGAAGGCCCGUGUCAGGCGCCCGGCACCCCCUCGACCAACAAUGGGUACUAAGCACAGCAGCCCACCCAAAAGUGCAAGCUCACCAGUCCCUGUGCCUUCAAAGCGACCACCUCCAAGACCCGAUAAGCCGGUUCAGACAUACAACUGCCACAUUGCCCUUGAUGAUGAGACCAUUGCCAACGCCUUGUCUCGAGUCAAGCUCCCACCUUCUGUUUCGGAUGACGUUCUUCUGGAGAAAAGUGGUACGAGUCCGUCCAUCCAAAAUGAGAGAGAACUUCAAAGACUCAGUGGCAUGAGCAUGUCUACUUCUUCCUCUGAUUCAUUGGAAUUUUCACAAUCUCCUGGAUUUUCCCUGGACAUAGGCUCCGGCCAGUCGUGCCAUCUGAACCAUCAAGAGACUGUAGAGGAUAGCAGUGAGGAUGAGGAUGACGAUGACGGGGAAGAGGAAAUAGAGGAGGACUAUGGGGUGGGCCUAGAAGCUGACCUAGAAAUGCGUCUCCGUCAGUCCUUCAAAACUAGACGGCGGAGGGUAGGUGUAAGCCUUGGUGGGGGGUCAUUUAUUCUUCCCAGGGCUUUGAAGGGACGCUUUCGCAAGGUUAGCGGUAUGCUCACCUCCCUGAUGACUCCAGAGAGACGGGCAGUGAAAAGGAUAGCUGAAUUGUCCAGGGAUAAAAGUUCCUAUUUUGGCUCACUGGUCCAGGACUAUAUUAGCUUUGUGCAGGAGAAUCGUGGUUGUCACACAUCAGGAGAGGAUUUUCUGCAGACACUCAGGCAGUUUAUGACGCAAAUGAAAGCUUAUCUGUGCCAAAGCUCUGAGAUGGACCCUCCAAUAGAGUCACUCAUCCCUGAAGAUAUGAUUGAACAGGUGCUGGAAAAGGCCAUGCACAAGUGCGUGCUGAAGCCCCUGAAGACUUUCAUUGAUGUGGCCUUACAUGACUUCCAGGUGAAUAGUGGAGAUUGGCAGCAGAUGAAAGAGAACUUGGCCUUGGCUAAGUCUAAGAAGCCCCAAGAGCUGGGCGUGGAUGGUGCAGUACCCCCUGACUCCGUAGCGAUUGAGAAGAUCCGACAAAAGUUCCUUAGCAUGAGAAAGAUGUACUCACCUGAGAAAAAGGUGUCAAUGCUGUUACGUGUGUGCAAGCUCAUCUACACCAUCAUGCAGGACCACUCAGGGCGGAUGUACGGGGCUGAUGACUUCCUGCCCAUGUUGACAUACGUGGUAGCGCAGUGUGACAUGCCUCAACUGGAUAUAGACAUCCAGUACAUGAUGGAGCUACUGGAUCCGUCUCUUCUUCAAGGAGAAGGAGGUUACUACCUGACCAGUGCCUAUGGAGCUAUGGCCCUGAUCAAGAAUUUCCAGGAGGAGCAAGCAGCAAGGGUGCUGAGCUCUGAGGCCAGAAACACUUUGCACCAGUGGCACCGCCGACGGACUGCUCAACGUUCAGCACCUACUGUUGAUGACUUUCAGAACUAUCUACGUUUAGCCCUGCAAGAUGUGGAUACGGGCUGCACAGCUAAAACCUUAAUCGUCCAUUCGUACACCACGACAGAAGAGGUCUGCUCACUUUGCGCUUACAAAUUCAGGAUUUCCCAGCCUGACGACUACGCUCUCUUUCUGGUCACCGAGGACACCUGUCAGCAACUAGCCCCAGACACGCACCCUCAGCAAAUCAAAGCUGAGCUUCACAGCCGACCGCUGGCAAAGACCUUCCAUUUUGUCUACAGAAGAGUGCCUAAUCUAAAUGUUUGUAUACCUACUGAUGUCCAAGUAGAAGAAUGAGAGGAUAUGUUUCAAUUAGACUUAUUUAAAUCCAAACAAUUACUGAUAUUGACGUAAUGGUUUGGUGCUGAAUGACGCCUCAUUGAUCUGGUGCAUCUUAUUAUAUGGAGCUGUCAAGUGGGAGGUUGGAGUAUGUAAACUGUUCUCAGAAACAUAACAGUUAAUAUUACGGUACAGCAAGUGUAUUUGCUCAUAGCAUUGCAAAGAUACUGUACAUUAAAAAUGUAGUGAUAGGCUAUGUGAAGUAUUAAUUUGCAGGAAAUAAGGCUAUGCUGUACGUUGAAGAGGAAAGGAUAGGUUGUGUGAAGUGUUGAUUUACAGGAAAUUAGGAUGUUUGGGAUGAAUCUGGGAGAAAACUUUUCCAUCAGAGAUUGCCACAGCAAGUUAGAAGAUGGUCUCUUGAGCUGGCUGGAUACGCACACAGUCUGGGAAGCAACGAUGACAUAUGAUAUAGCAUUUAUGUAUGUAACUAACUGCUGUAAUCCCAUUUCGCCUACAAAAAGAGAUGUAACAUACUUUAUGCUACAGCAACAUUCAAAUGUCACCAAAUGAUGAACUAGCUUCAAAGAACAUGAACCACAUAAAAACUCAAUUACAUGGAAUGAGCCAUUGUAACUAAAAAAUCUUGUUAUUAUUUUCCCUGCAAUUGCUGGUCAAUUGCAACUUGUAUUUCUAUAAAAUACAUUUUUUAUAUUCAAAUGGCUGUCCAUAAUCUCUAUUGUUGCAGAUUUGUGUUCUCAAUCUAUAGUCCUGCACAACCAGUGGCAGUUUUAGGGGUGGGGCCAAAGGGGCGCUGGCCCCACCUUUAAUUGAAUGGCCUCUAAAGUGCCCCUUUCCCCAUUUUGCACAAAGCGUGGCAAUCAGUGAAUCCUUUUCUGAGGUGAGAGAGAAUGUUGUUUGCAGAUUAGGCCUGAAUGACAUAUCAUGUGAACACACUUUUCAAAGUAUUCCAGGGUGCUUAGUCUUUUAUGUUCUGAAGCAGCUCUGAAGGCUUCAUUGUCUCGUUUGCAAGCUUUGGCCACAUACUAUGCAGAGCACACUUGGUGCCUGAAAGUCAGUUAUUGCGAUAAAACCAUAUAUUGGAUAAGAUUCUUGGUAUUGUUUAUAUACAUAUAUAUAUAUACAAUGUAUCGCAAAAGUGAGUACACCCCUUGCAUUUCUGCAGAUAUUUAAGUACAUCUUUUCAUGGGACAACACUGACAAAAUGAAACUGACACAAUGAAAAGUAGUCUAUGUGCAGCUUAUAUAAUAAUCUAUUUUCCCCUCAAAAUAACUCAAAAUAUAGCCAUUAAUAUCUAAACCCCUGCCAACAAAAGUGAGACACCCCUAUGAAAAAAUGCACAUCCCUAAAUGUCCAAAUUGAGUGCUGUUUGUCAUUUUCCCUCCAAAAUGCCAUGUGACUCGUUACAGGAGUGCUGGCAGCAUUGCUGCAGAGAUUGAAGAGGUGGAGGGUCAGCCUGUUAGU
Corythoichthys intestinalis (scribbled pipefish) is the source of this 4809-nucleotide messenger RNA. Its product is annotated as ras and Rab interactor 2-like. Gene Ontology annotation, molecular function: small GTPase binding; guanyl-nucleotide exchange factor activity. The transcript has 13 exons. Lineage: Eukaryota; Metazoa; Chordata; Actinopteri; Syngnathiformes; Syngnathidae. The record is from RefSeq and is a predicted model, not a curated record. Bases 414 to 3344 code for a protein of 976 amino acids. Gene Ontology annotation, biological process: signal transduction; vesicle-mediated transport. Gene Ontology annotation, cellular component: cytosol; endocytic vesicle.